Molecule: messenger RNA, 2435 nt
Organism: Ctenopharyngodon idella (grass carp)
Lineage: Eukaryota; Metazoa; Chordata; Actinopteri; Cypriniformes; Xenocyprididae
Gene: ergic2
Product: ERGIC and golgi 2
Exons: 14
Coding region: 213-1343 (376 amino acids)
Biological process (GO): retrograde vesicle-mediated transport, Golgi to endoplasmic reticulum; endoplasmic reticulum to Golgi vesicle-mediated transport
Cellular component (GO): COPII-coated ER to Golgi transport vesicle; membrane; endoplasmic reticulum
Source: RefSeq, a predicted model, not a curated record
UUCCCCAUAAUUCACCGAACCGGAAGCUCGCGACUACAACGCAUCAGCGUCCUUCUGUUCCGAGUCCUCUACAUUUCUGUCCGUUAUUUCAUUAAACGCUUAAUGUUAAAGAAGAUUAUUUAUUUGAAUAUUGUAUAUAAAAACAAUGAGCCGCUUAAAAUAGCAUUUCAAGCCUAAAUUCAUGAGGAAGAUAACAGUCAACUGCUGUGACGAUGAGGAGGCUGAACAAAAAGAAAGCCCUGAACUUUGUGAAGGAGUUGGAUGCUUUUCCCAAGGUUCCUGAGAGUUAUGUGGAGACAACAGCGAGUGGAGGAACUGUGUCUGUGUUGGCCUUCACGGCCAUGGCACUCCUGGCCUUCUUUGAGUUCUUUGUGUAUCGGGACACAUGGAUGAAUUACGAGUAUGAAGUGGAUAAGGAUUUUACUAGCAAACUACGAAUUAAUAUUGAUAUCACAGUUGCCAUGAGAUGCCAAUUUGUUGGUGCAGAUGUGUUGGAUCUCGCUGAGACGAUGGUGGCGUCUGACGGCCUGCAGUAUGAACCCGUUGUUUUUGACCUUUCUCCUCAGCAGAGAAUCUGGCACAGAACACUUUUGCUCAUUCAGAACCAUUUACGUGAGGAACAUUCACUCCAGGAUGUUCUGUUCAAGAAUGUCAUGAAAGGUGCCCCCACUGCUCUCCCACCCAGGGAAGACGACCCCACACAGCCUCUAAAUGCCUGCCGGAUUCAUGGACACCUUUAUGUCAAUAAAGUAGCAGGAAAUUUCCACAUCACUGUUGGCAAGGCCAUCCCACACCCUCGAGGUCAUGCUCAUCUAGCAGCCCUGGUCAGCCAUGAGACAUACAACUUCUCCCAUCGGAUAGACCAUCUGUCUUUUGGAGAGGAAAUACCAGGCAUAUUAAAUCCACUGGAUGGCACAGAAAAAGUGUCUGCAGAUCACAAUCAGAUGUUCCAGUACUUUAUUACCAUUGUGCCCACAAAACUACAGACGUACAAGUUGUCAGCGGACACACACCAGUAUUCAGUCACUGAACGGGAGCGAGUGAUAAACCACGCAGCGGGGAGUCAUGGGGUUUCUGGGAUCUUUAUGAAGUACGACAUCAGCUCUCUGAUGGUAAAGGUGACUGAGCAGCACAUGCCCCUAUGGCAGUUCCUCGUGCGGCUCUGUGGCAUCAUAGGAGGCAUUUUCUCAACAACAGGCAUGGUACAUGGUCUGGUUGGCUUCUGCGUAGAUGUGAUCUGCUGUCGUUUUAAACUGGGGGUUUACAAGCCGAAGACUAUGAGUGUUUUUGAUGGCCAAGUGAACAGCCUGACGCCACUUCUUUCUGAGAACGGCGAACACUAGCCCACAUUUAAAGACACAACUGUAAAUCCCAGGAUUCAGUUAAUACAUGAUAUUGAGGUUGACUGUCAUUUGUGGUACUGUAAAGAGCCAUCUGCACUGACACAAACACUGUUACACAGGUAUACAUUCAUAAAUCCGUAGAAAAAAAAUAUUGAUUGGUGCAAAAAUUGAUGAAUUUAAACUAGUGGACAGCUUUUUUUUAAAAAAAUAUUACAGAAAAAGAUUCUUGCAUAAAAGCUUGUUAAUGUUAUUGCACUCAUGAAAACAACUCUUUUAAAAAUGUUUCUAAAUGCAGGCAUUUAAAUUUUAAUUUGAUCGUCUUUGAUUCCAUGAAAUACUCCCUUUUAAAAGUGCAGGUCCAGACCUGAAUAUCAGACAAUUUAGUCUUAGGCGGAAUGACUUUUAAUACAACCUUAAAAUAUGAAGUAGCAUCAGAACAUUUCAGACACGACCCAUUCAUGACAGUAUUAGCAUCUGGUUGGGAUGUUUGUAAUGAUUGUCCCCAGCCAGAGCCUCAGGAAGGACUUAAUAUUUUAUGUUCAUGUGCAUUUCAAGAGAUUGUGUUUGAUAUUAUUGACACUGAUAAAUGAAAGUAAUACAAUCAUGAUUGUAUUUGGUUAUAUGACUAAAUUAUACAAGGGGAGUAGUAUUCAUUUAAAGCAUAUUGAACAUUAUUUCUAAUGUAAAUCAUUUCCCACAUUAUUAUAGAUCACACUGUUGAUGCAAAGAUUCUUGUGCCAAAGCCUUUUCUAGAUUCGUUAGGGUUCCUGCUGUAAUGGUUAAAUCGGAAGAGAAUUUUAGUCCCUUUUUAAAAGUCUGGAGACAAAUUUAUUUUGCUUAGUUUUUAAUUUUAACACAACAUUCCCUAGGAUUGUGCUGUUUUCUUGCGUAUUAUCCACCGUGUCCUCUGAGAGUCUAAAUAAAAACACUUUCUUAUGCACCUGCACACCUGUGAUAUCUGAUUUGGAGUGUCGCCACCUUGUCUGUUAUUGUCUCCCGAGCAGCAAAGUAAAAUCUUGAUUUCACAGUUGAAAGUUUGUCCUCAGACACUAGUGUAAACUAUUUAAAUAAAAUGAAUAAAUAUACAAUUUA